CCUUUCGGCUUCUGGGACGGCGGCGGCAUCGGCGUUCAGGUUCUAAAUGGCUUCUAAGAAGUUGGGUGCAGAUUUUCAUGGGACUUUCAGUUACCUUGAUGAUGUCCCAUUUAAGAUAGGAGACAAAUUCAAAACACCAGCUAAAGUUGGUCUACCUAUUGGCUUCUCCUUGCCUGAUUGUUUGCAGGUUGUCAGAGAAGUACAGUAUGAUUUCUCCUUGGAAAAGAAAACCAUUGAGUGGGCUGAAGAUAUUAAGAAAAUUCAAGAAGCCCAGCGGGAAGCAGAACGCAGGGCUGAGGAAGCAGAAGCUAAAGUGAAUUCUAAGAGUGGCCCGGAGGGUGACAGCAAAAUGAGCUUCUCCAAGACUCACAGUACCGCCACAAUGCCACCUCCUAUUAACCCCAUCCUUGCCAGCUUACAGCACAACAGCAUCCUCACCCCAACUCGGGUCAGCAGCAGUGCCACCAAACAGAAAGUUCUCAGCCCACCCCACACAAAGGCAGAUUUUAAUCCUGCUGACUUUGAGUGUGAAGAAGACCCAUUUGAUAAUCUGGAAUUAAAAACUAUUGAUGAGAAGGAGGAACUGAGAAAUAUUCUUGUAGGAACCACUGGACCCAUUAUGGCUCAGUUACUGGACAAUAACUUGCCCAGAGGUGGCUCUGGGUCUGUGUUACAGGAUGAGGAGGUCUUGGCAUCCCUGGAGCGAGCAACCCUAGAUUUCAAGCCUCUUCACAAACCCAAUGGUUUUAUAACUUUACCACAGUUGGGUAACUGUGAAAAGAUGUCGCUGUCUUCCAAAGUGUCCCUCCCCCCCAUCCCUGCAGUAAGCAAUAUCAAAUCCCUGUCCUUCCCCAAACUUGACUCUGAUGACAGCAGUGAGAAGACAGCCAAGCUGGCGAGCACUUUCCAUAGCACAUCCUGCCUCCGCAAUGGCACGUUCCAGAAUUCCCUAAAGCCUUCCACCCAAAGCAGUGCCAGUGAGCUCAAUGGGCAUCAUACUCUUGGACUUUCAGCUUUGAACUUGGACAGUGGCACAGAGGUGCCAACCCUGCCCCCUUCUGAUCUGAUCUCCCAGAUGCCUUCCCUCUCUGUCUUGUCUGUAUGCACAGAAGAAUCAUCACCUCCAAAUACAGGUCCUACUACGGUCACACCUCCUAAUUUCUCAGUGUCACAAGUGCCCAAUAAUCCCAGCGGGCCCCAGGCCUAUUCUGAACUGCAGACGCUGUCCCCCAGUGAGCGGCAUUGUGUGGAGACAGUGGUCAACAUGGGCUACUCAUAUGAGUGUGUCUUGAGAGCCAUGAAGAAGAAAGGAGAAAAUAUCGAGCAGAUUCUCGACUAUCUCUUUGCACACGGACAACUCUGUGAGAAGGGCUUCGAUCCUCUUUUAGUGGAAGAGGCUCUGGAAAUGCAUCAGUGUUCAGAGGAAAAGAUGAUGGAGUUUCUUCAGCUUAUGAGCAAAUUUAAGGAAAUGGGCUUUGAACUGAAAGACAUUAAGGAAGUUCUGUUAUUACACAACAACGACCAGGACGAUGCUUUGGAAGACCUCAUGGCUCGGGCAGGAGCCAGCUGAGACCAGGCCCUGCCUAGGCCCUGCCACGGAACCAGCCCCCUGCAGGAGGCCCUGGAGAGCCACCUGUGGGGCACACUUCCAGAUUUUCUUUGGGGUGGGGUGGGGGGUGGAAGUCAGGUGUGGAGACUCUGCUCGCCAGCCUCUGUGAGCCUAGGCCCUGAGCUGAGGAGAAGGUGGGGAGAUUGGGGCAUGUGAACACCCCCAGAACCGUCCUGGUUCCUUCCGUAUUAAACGUAUUUGUAUUUUGAGAAGUGUCCUUCCCACCUUGGCCCUCCAGAGAGACUUCCCUGGUCUUUCUGGGGUUUGUCCUUAGCUGAAACCUGGCCUGGCUGCCUGAAAGAGUCAGGGAGCAAGGUGGGAGGGCCAGACUCAGUGCUGCUUCGGGGCUAGAUGCUCCCCUUCUCUGUGCUGGUGGACUGAACCUCUAACCCCGGUUGCGUGCAAUUGAAAGGUUUUUCCAGGGUUUUGUUUUCAUUUUCCCCCUUUAACAGAGUCUUAGUGUUACACUGGUUCUGGGGCGCCCGAGGCGCAAAGCUGUCCUUUCCCCAAGGGCCCUCGGUUUGCCUCUUCAGCCAGGCAGUGACCAUGCUUUCCUUCCGCAGCCUGUUUGUUCUGGCUUGGUUUGGACCACAAUCCUCGGCUACCCAGGAUUUUUAGGACCCCCUGCUCUAACAGUUGCCGGUUUAAUAAAUCACUGGAUCCUUCCUAGCACAGAGUGGGGGAGAAACAAGCCACGAUUUAGUCGCUCAGCACUAAUUCCACACCUCAGUUCUCCUGGAGAACAGCCUCUCCCUCCAGCCCCCCCGCUCUAGGAUGAUACAACAAAUAAUAACUAGUCAUAGAAAUCAGUCUCUUUUGUUUUGUAUGAUGUUGUACAUCAUUAAAGAUCUAAAUACAAAGGAUAUACAGUCUUGAUGAAUCUAAAGUAAUUUGCUAAUAACUAUUUUGAUUCUUCAGAGAUAACUAAUAAAAAUCUAAAAGGUAUAAAUGCUGCUGUAAUAAUUUAUUGCCAGAGAUGAGUUUACUGUGGGAAGAGGGUGAAUGUGGGUGAAGGGAUUUCCUGCUUAGAUUUGCUCGGGUGGAACAGGCCCUAACUCUCGUGUC
Messenger RNA from Talpa occidentalis (Iberian mole), 2674 nucleotides. It is a transcript of the gene UBAP1, whose product is annotated as ubiquitin associated protein 1. Gene Ontology annotation, biological process: ubiquitin-dependent protein catabolic process via the multivesicular body sorting pathway. Gene Ontology annotation, cellular component: ESCRT I complex. The coding region runs from base 47 to 1570 and encodes 507 amino acids. The transcript has 7 exons. The record is from RefSeq and is a predicted model, not a curated record. Gene Ontology annotation, molecular function: ubiquitin binding. NCBI's taxonomy places the organism in Eukaryota, Metazoa, Chordata, Mammalia, Eulipotyphla, Talpidae.